Cladocopium goreaui is the source of this 1722-nucleotide messenger RNA. NCBI's taxonomy places the organism in Eukaryota, Dinophyceae, Suessiales, Symbiodiniaceae. The record is from the annotation of a GenBank genome assembly.
AUGGCAUUAGAAAGCAAGUACCAGAAGGACAAUGAGAAAGCACCUGGUGAAACACCAUCAACACCCAAGAAAAAAAAGAAUGGCAAAGCAAAGGCCAAAAGUAAAUCAAAGGCUCAUGCCAAAGCAAAGGCAAAGUCUAGCCCUAGGGUGCAGAAAAAAUCCAAGACAACAGCGGUUGCAAAGUCAGGCCCCAAAGCAAAACCCAAAGCAGCUAGUAGCAACAAUGCAAAGAAGGAAGAAGAUGAGAAAGAUGAGAAGGACAAGAAAGAUCCCCAAAAGAAGAAAGGAAAGGAAAGUUUGAAGGAACAAGCAUCGAAAUGGGUUUCAAACUUGGACAAGCCUUCAGAGGAUGAGGAGGAUCAGGAUGCAAGCAAGGCACCUACAGAAGAGAGGGACAGGCAGAAAGCACAGAAAUUUCGAAAGCUUGAGAAAGCAGGUGCAUUGCCUGCAGAAGUCCAGGAAGCUUUUGAUGCAGCUGAGAAAAGUUCUAACCCCAGAGCCAACAAAACACAGCUCAUCAACAGCCUGUUCAGAAAGGAAGGUAAUAACUUUGUGAUGGUUCCCAAGGACCCUGCCUUCAAAAGGGUUCAAAAGCUGUUGGAUGUGAAGUAUGGGAAGGAAGAGUCUCAAAGCUUCCCCUGGUCCAUCAUGCUCUAUGACAAGUUUGGUGGCAACCAAACCGCACUAGAAAAUGCCUUGCAGUGUGGUGAUGUUGUUGUUACCAACCACAAGGGAAAGGAGUUCUAUAGCUACAACACUUUGAAGUCAGGCAGGAUGAAGAGUUUGGGUGAUGAAAGCGAGCUGAAUGAUGGCCAGCACAGCUUGGAUGAGAGCUCUCACCAAGUCAUCACUGAUUGGUUCAAAAAUAUGAAUGUUGGUGCUCUGAAACCAAUAGAGGAGUCAAAAGAAGAAGCAGGAGAUGGCCUUGUGAUUUUUGCAAAGCCAAAGGCUCAGGAAAUUGACUGGGGCCAUGUUGAGAAGGUCUUGCAGUCAGCAAAGACUGCACAGGAAAAGCUGACCAGGGAUGCCAUGAAGCUGAAGGAAUGUGUUUUGAGGGCACAGGAUCAAGACUUGCUUGAAGUCUUCAAAGGCAGCCUCAAAGAUUUGCAGGACAAUGACAAGAAUUUGGACCACAUCUUACUGUGGAAGGCUCUGGAGUUGCCUGAUCACACAAAAUGGGAUUUGGAGAGUGGAAAAGCAUGGAUGACCGCCUUGGCCAAGCAAACCCAGAAAGCCAAUGAAAAGAUUGAAGGUGACUCCAUGCCACCUGCCAAAAGCAGGCGCCUUGGUCAAAGGAAAAGGCUGGCUUUGGACCAAAGCCAGUCAGAAGCCAAAACAACCAGUGAGUUGGCCAGCUUCUUGGUUGAACAAUGGGCCCGGGGCCACAUCAGCCCCCAAAUGGUGCAGCGAGUGGCAAGCAAAGCUUGCGCAGACAUGAAGCAUGCUGCACCUACACCUUUGCAGAGCUUGGCAAAGUUGGGUGGUGGGUAUGCCAACUUGAUGUCAGCUGCCUUGAUAGCCAGCCAGAAAAGCAAGUUGCCUGACCCCUUUGUAAUCCAACUUCCUUACAAAAAGGGAAACCACAUGCAGAAGUUCCUCUUACCCCACGAAGUCUUUGCCAGCAUCUUUGACAACUAUUAUGAAACCUUCCAGAAUGUCCUGGUGGGCCCCCUGGUUACCUCCAAGAUUUUUGGAGAACAGCCAAGCAACACCCCUGCAUGA